Messenger RNA from Didymosphaeria variabile, 510 nucleotides. RefSeq lists its product as uncharacterized. Bases 1 to 510 code for a protein of 169 amino acids. NCBI's taxonomy places the organism in Eukaryota, Fungi, Ascomycota, Dothideomycetes, Pleosporales, Didymosphaeriaceae. The transcript is spliced from 2 exons. The record is from RefSeq and is a predicted model, not a curated record.
AUGUUCUUCCAAACUGUAGUGCUUGGUGCUCUCGCAGCUCUUGCUGCAGCUGAUGGUACCUCUCGUCUCGAAUCGUUCUUGAAGUCGAACCCCGCUCCAUCGAACGUCACUGUCGGCAAUGGUCAUGGCAUCGAUCCCACCGUCGAAGUAAAACGCGGCAUGGGCAACGCCGUCCUUGGAAACAGGUGCGACCACGACAUCUGGGUUUGGAGCGUGGACGGCAAGGGUAGUUCCGACGCCAUCAAAGUAGCAGCCCGCACUCAAUACAGGGAGCCCUUCCGCACGCCCUGCGAAGGCUGCGGCGUAGUUCUCAAAGUCAGCAACACACCCGACCUCCAAGGCGGACACCAGACGCAAUUCGAGUACGCCAUCAGCAACGGCCAGCUUUACUACGACAUCUCGUUCGUAGACUGCGCUCAGGGUGAAGGUGCCGACAACUGCCCUGGUCACCACAACGGUCUGGGAAUCGACUCCCCCGAGGUACGUGCUCGAUGUGGUCUGAUAAUGUGA